CAAGUCGACGACUUGAGCCAACUCCACUGCCCCAAGCAAUGUGAGGUCAGCGACCUGCUGGGUUGCUGCGACGGGCUCCUGCUGUUCCAGGAAUCCCUUCAUCGCAGUUUUUGCGGCUCCGUUUUGUUCGUGUGCAACCCGGUGACCAGGCAGGCGGCUAGGUUGGACUUGAGGCCGCCUUCUUGCCCCGGCUUCAUCAGGCUGUGCGGCUUCUACCGCCACGCCCCGUCCGGCGAGCUCCGGCUCCUCGUCCUCGCCAAUGAACCACAGCCAGCUGGGUCGGCGGCGCACUACGUCUACUCGCUCGCCGCCGACGACGCCGACGCCAGCAAACAACAUCCUCGCCGUCUCGGACCAGUGGCCGACGGUCUAGACCUAGCCCUAGACCAGUUCGCCUAUUUCAUCAACCACUAUGCCCACCAUAGGGGCAAAAUUCACUGGACGAUCCAUCCUCUGGCCAGGAGGACCCAGAAGAUCCUGGCGUUCGACACGGUGUCCGAGGAUUUCCGGCUCAUGUCGCGCCCGGCGGAUCACUGCUGCAACGAAUAUCUCUGCCUCCUGGAGCUGGACGGUAGGCUAGCCGUGACGGCCCCUGGACUCCAUGGAGGUUCCACGGAGCUCUGGGUGCUCGAGGACUACGACGACGACCAGAGCUGGUCACACCGCUUCCGGAUCGUCCUGCCGCCGCGGUUUUCUCGACCAGAUUGGUGUACGGCCACCGGCGUGCCCAACGUCGUUUUUGUGUCAAGGUACCCGACGCUCUACCAUCUUACCGACAAGAGGAUCGUAAAGGAGAUACAACUUGAAAAUGACAAAUCGGUUUACUGCUAUAUUUUCAAGGAUAGCCUUGUGCCACACGCCUUCUUGAACCCCUAUUAAGUUUCCGCAUUAAAUUCACGCCACGAAUCGAUGGUGUACUCAACUCACAUGGAUGUAAUUUGCCUUCACUUAUACUCGAUCAACAUGCAUGUACUCUUCCUUCAUUUCUUAAGGAAAAUAAAUCUUUCA
Hordeum vulgare subsp. vulgare (domesticated barley) is the source of this 1008-nucleotide messenger RNA. RefSeq lists its product as uncharacterized. NCBI's taxonomy places the organism in Eukaryota, Viridiplantae, Streptophyta, Magnoliopsida, Poales, Poaceae. The transcript has a single exon. The record is from RefSeq and is a predicted model, not a curated record. The coding region runs from base 514 to 879 and encodes 121 amino acids.